This is a messenger RNA of Scomber scombrus (Atlantic mackerel), 3493 nucleotides long. RefSeq names its product ERBB receptor feedback inhibitor 1a (gene errfi1a). The transcript is spliced from 4 exons. Gene Ontology annotation, cellular component: extrinsic component of cytoplasmic side of plasma membrane. The record is from RefSeq and is a predicted model, not a curated record. NCBI's taxonomy places the organism in Eukaryota, Metazoa, Chordata, Actinopteri, Scombriformes, Scombridae. Bases 217 to 1575 code for a protein of 452 amino acids. Gene Ontology annotation, biological process: regulation of keratinocyte differentiation; negative regulation of epidermal growth factor receptor signaling pathway.
GCCGGAGCGCCACCAACUCGUUGGCGUCCUUCCUGAUGCAAUAGAUAUUUGAAGAUUUACGGACUCCAAUCAAAUCCCCCUUAAAAAGAAAUUGAGGAGCUAUAUUUGACCAAAGAGGACUCAGGAGGAGUCAGUCAGCGGAGAAGUGCGAAGUUACAUAGGUGCACCAGAGGUAGGGGCAGCCAGCCGGGGUGAUCUGAGUGUUUCCUGGCUUUGAUGCGACCCGAGUGUGCCUGGAGCAUGUCCACAGUGGGCCUGACUGCCCAGGAGACAUCUUUUCCCAUAGAAAACCCCUUCCUGCGGGGCAGCCACUGUCAUAGCAUGGCUGGAUCCAAAUCAUCCUGGAGCCAUCGCCAUGAGCUGGACAAUAACAGCUUCUACUUCAGUAUGGACACUGCAAAUGCAGACACGCACAGCUAUCGUGCCCAGCAAAAGGGGCCACCUCCACCAUCUCCAAGUUAUGAGAGACAUAAACACAGUCCCAGCACACAGAGAUUACCUCCCAAGAAAUCCCGGCCCUCCCAUCUCUCCCUGUCCUGCAAUGCUGAACCAUCCACCCCGAGUCCUGUUGAUGAUGACCAGGUGGUCCCCUCAUUCCAGAGGCUCUCAGUGUACGAGUGCAGCAGUCCACCACAGACACCAGGCAGAUGCUCCAAGCCUCUACCUCCAAUCCCUCCACAGACAGACAUUUCCCCUGAGCAGGCAAUGGACAAUGAGGUAGAAUUUUUCACAAGUUCAGACGAUAGCUGCUGCCUUGUGUCUGAUCAGUGUCCAAAAUCAUCACCUUUUCGAUAUGGAGUCCCAAGCCGAAGGAGCUUCAGGGACUGUGGGCAGAUUAAUUAUGCUUACUAUGACGGUCCUUUAGGACCGCAAAGCCAGAUGCAGCCCCAACAGCAACACCAGGCACAUCCUCCACAGGAAAUGCGGGACCAGCACGAGCAGCAGCGACAGGAACUGUCAGUGGUCUGUCAGAGACAGCAGGAUAAGGCUCAGAGGAGGCUACGGCGCUCUCACUCAGGCCCAGCUGGAUCGUUUAACAAGCCCUCUAUGCUGCGCCUCCCGUGCAACAAACGCCACACCCACAGUACGGAUAAGCCAGAGGUGCCACCACCUAUCCCUCCAAGACCAAUCAAGACAGUAGACUACCGCCGCUGGUCAGCAGAGGUCUCGUCUGGGGCUUACAGUGAUGACGACCGACCACCCAAGGUGCCUCCUAGGGAUCCUUUGUCUAGAGGCAGUUCCCGUACCCCGAGCCCAAAGAGCCUCCCGACAUACAUCAAUGGAGUGAUGCCCCCCACCCAAAGCUUUGCACCAGAUCCUAAGUAUGUAAGUUGCCGGGGUUUACAGAGACAAAACAGUGAGGGCUCCCCCUGCAUCCUUCCUGUAAUGGAGAAUGGCAAAAAGGCAAGCACCACACACUAUUACCUUCUGCCUGAGAGACCGGCUUUCGUGGACUCACCUUGUGUGGAGAAAUUUCUUCGGGUAAUGGACAGUCCAGCGGCUCGCAACACAGAUGUAUCAAAUUCAGACUGGGACUGCCACACCAGGAGGAAAGCACCUGUGGAUCUAGUUUAAAAGGUUUUAGUUGAAGUAGCAGAGGACUCUACUGUACAUGAGCAAAAACCACUUGACAAAAUGGUGAAACUGGAUGCUAACAAACCUCAAACUGCUGCUUUUACUAUUUUUUUUAAUUAUCCCCUUAUGUAUUCUGAACACAAAGGGUAUGUGCACACUGUAUUGAGUUACUGGUAAUGUUGGAAUAGCUAUCACAACCGAGAUCCUUUGCUUAAAAUUGUAUCUCUGACAUUAGAUAGUGGGCAAAAUUCAACAUUGUAAAGUAUAUUUUUGAUAUGAUUUUUAUUUCGUGACAUUCAAUGUUGUGCCGUUUUUUUGCUGAAGAUGCGGUACAAUCAAGGUACAAGCGGGCCUUGAACCUCACAUGCUCAGUGUUUUGUGUCUGGAAGUUUGAGUGUGUUCUGUGAGAUACAUUGGGGCUUUUUGAUGCUGCUUUUGUGUCUCACAAGGGACAAAAGGUCAGUAAUGUAACCAUGCGUCACUUAAUAUAUGAAGUAUAAAUACAAGGCAGACUAAUUUUUUAACAAUAUGAAGGAUGCUAGCACACAAAUCUCCAUUCUGUCUGCUAUUUUGUGUGUGGGGACAUGCUUUUUUUUUAGAGUACAUGUCAACUCUUACAUGGUCUCCCUGCUAUGAUGAAGUUUCAGUCUUACUCAGGCCAAUAUAUCUGUGUAAAAUUUGUGUCUCCCACAUGUCACGGUACAUUUUGUACUAAGAGGUGGAUACAUUACUGGUAGCUAUGCAUGUUUCCAUUGGAAUGUCUAGUGCAGCUUUUUUGGUGUAGUUGUCUGUGGAUGAGUGUGUUUGUGCGUAUGUAGGUGUGUUUAUGCAUAUGUGAAUUUGAACAGCAGACAGAAAAUUUGUUCUGAUGAUACUAUAUAGAGUGAACAAUUAGUAGAAAACUGUCAGCCAUACUUGUUACUGUGCUCUGCUUGUUUGCAGCACUUGCUUUUGAGUACAGCUGUCUGAAGUGCACACAUUCGAUUGCUUUCUUUUCAAUGUCCGGGUCUGUUUUGUUGCACAGAAAUUGGCCUGUUGAACAUAAGUGAAUGUAUGCUAGUCUUCAGUCAAACAGUUGGAGGAGCUCAUUUUUCACUGCAUGGAGCAAAUUUGCCUCAACUGCUACCUCCCUUCAUAUGUAUCCUAUACCCGAUUCAAAUAAGGCAAAAUCUAAAUUUAUAAUCUACAAAAGAUGAUGUGACCUGACACAUUUUUUUUUAAAUUAAGUAACACUCAAUUAAAAAACGGGUUUGGUUUAAGAGUUAAAAAGUAAAUUCUAACCGGAUAUCCUUAAAUAGAUUUUAGAUCACACAGAUGUUAGGCUUUCCUGUUAAUGCAUUACAAAGACAGUGCAGGGUUAUACCUACCUGACACAGACUUUCCUGUUCUGCUCAUGCAUUCCUGACUUACAUGAUUGCAGUGGGUGUGGUCUGAGAGACUUUGGCUGCUGGCAGCCAAGAAAAAAUAUGAAUUUUAUUGUUGUAGAUUAUUCAAGAAACAUCAGGAUGAUAUAUUAAAUGUAGCACAUGUAUUGAAGUAUACCCUUGUUAUCGAACACGGUGUUCAGUUUGGGGAAACAGAUAACUGCUAAGGUCAAACGGUCAUUGAAGUAUACUUUUUCUCUCCCUCCUGCUCACAAACACUUGCCAACACAAUGUUGCUUUGACUUAAACGUCUGAAAAAAUGUUUACAUCAUACACUGAUACUAUUUAAUCUUACGGUAUUCAUAUGUCUUAUUAGGAAUAAUAAAACUGAAUGAACAAAAAAUGAAAAAAUAACUUCUCUGCUGUGGUGAAGACAUGCACUGGGAGAGUACAGUAUGCUGUGUACAGUAUUUAACGAUUCCAUUUGUUGUUAUGAAUAGUUGUUAAGUAUAUAGUCUUCAAAAAGAAAGCAAAAUAAAAUGACUUAUUUAUGA